Messenger RNA from Malaya genurostris, 3066 nucleotides. Its product is annotated as pyruvate kinase-like. Gene Ontology annotation, biological process: glycolytic process. Lineage: Eukaryota; Metazoa; Arthropoda; Insecta; Diptera; Culicidae. The record is from RefSeq and is a predicted model, not a curated record. The transcript is spliced from 4 exons. Bases 825 to 2471 code for a protein of 548 amino acids. Gene Ontology annotation, cellular component: cytoplasm. Gene Ontology annotation, molecular function: potassium ion binding; pyruvate kinase activity; magnesium ion binding.
AGAUACGAACACAAACAGGUAGAUGAAGUUGUGAAUCGAUUUUUGCCAUUAUUGAUUCUCGUAGUUUCGGUUGAAUAUCAACGUUGCACACCGAAAAUGACUGAAAAAGUAGACGAACAAAAAAGAUUAAAAGCACAAUUUAAACUACUGUUGCGCUUUUGUCCCUGACUAGACAUGGAUCUCGUUUUGAAAAGUUGACUUCUAUUAGCUCUGUUCGCAACUGCUAGAACUGGGUUCAGAGCUAUCCAACCUUGAGAAGUCAUCUUAAAAAUUCGUAACCAAAACAGAGUAUGCUCCCAUGAAUCACCCUCGCUUAGUUUGAAAUUCCGGCCAAACCACAAGGCCUUCUUCAAAACUCGCCAAAUCAUUCAGUUUUCCCCCGAAAACUUUGACGGGAGCGGAAAUGUUUCGCGUCCCAUGCGCACGCCUACUGCGAUGCGUUUUCAAGAAUCGAAUAAGUGCAGCUUAUAGUUUCAAUAAAUAUUAAUAAAAAAAAUAUUCUGACUCAGACUCACAGUUUUUGUUUUCAAUGUUUAAAACUAAAUCUACAUGCAUGAAGUAUAUCCCGAGAUAUCCAAAAAAAAGCUUUCCAUGGUUGACUACAGUUCACCAAAUCGAUCACGCCCUUUCAAGUAAAAUAUUAUUCUACGCUCAUCCGUCACUGAUAGUGUGAUUCGUUUUGACGAUGCAACAAUACAGUUUGAUACUGAUAAUGCUGCAACUUUACUUCCCGGACAACACGAGGAAAGUGUUGGCUUAGAUGGCAGGUUUGAUAACACCCAAGCCGUCAUAACUGUAAAUAUUUCACUACUCUCAACCUCCAGAUGACUUUAGUCGAUAAUAGUUUCGUUUGGGUUGCUCCGUCGUUCAUCGCACACUCUAAGCUAGACUGCGGCACAAGACGUUCCUACGAUCUCCCGGCUCGCAAGAUGAAUCCCGAAUCCGUAUCGCACCUGGAGCACAUGUGCUCGCUGGACAUUGACUCGCCGACGGCAUUCGUGCGGCUGUCCGGGAUUAUCUGUACCAUCGGACCGGCCUCGGUAGCACCGGAAACACUGGAGAAGAUGAUGGCCACCGGAAUGAACAUUGCUCGGUUGAACUUUUCCCACGGAUCGCACGAGUACCACGCCAACACGAUCAAAAACAUCCGAGAGGCUAACGACAACUACUCCAAGAAGCUCGGAAAGCCAUUCCCGUUGGCCAUUGCUUUGGAUACCAAGGGACCGGAAAUUCGUACCGGUUUGAUCGAGGGCAGCGGAACCGGUGAAGUCGAGCUGAAGAAGGGUGACAAGAUUCAGCUCACCACCAACAAGGAACAUCUGGAGAAGGGUUCGAAGGAAAAGAUCUACGUCGACUAUGUGAACAUUGUGAAGGUCGUAAAGCCAGGUGACCGGAUAUUCGUCGAUGAUGGUUUGAUUUCUCUGGUGGUUGACAGUAUAAGUGGAGAUACUCUGACCUGUUCGGUGGAAAAUGGUGGAUCCCUCGGCUCGCGUAAAGGUGUCAACUUGCCCGGAGUCCCGGUUGAUCUUCCGGCCGUAUCCGAGAAGGAUAAGUCCGAUCUGCAAUUCGGUGUCGAACAAGGAGUUGACAUUAUCUUCGCUUCGUUCAUUCGAAAUGCCGCUGCUUUGAAGGAAAUUCGUGGAAUUCUGGGAGAUAAGGGUAAGAAUAUCAAGAUCAUUUCGAAGAUUGAGAACCAACAAGGCAUGCAAAAUUUGGAUUCCAUCAUCGAGGCAUCCGACGGUAUUAUGGUCGCUCGUGGUGAUCUGGGUAUCGAAAUCCCUGCCGAAAAGGUCUUCCUGGCGCAGAAGUCGAUGAUUGCUCGUUGCAACCGUGCCGGUAAACCGGUCAUCUGCGCAACCCAGAUGUUGGAAUCUAUGAUCAAAAAACCACGACCGACUCGUGCCGAAAUUUCGGAUGUGGCCAACGCCAUCAUUGAUGGAGCCGAUUGCGUUAUGUUGUCCGGUGAAACUGCCAAGGGUGAAUAUCCGUUGGAGUGUGUGCUGACAAUGGCGAAGACAUGCAAGGAAGCGGAAGCGGCCCUAUGGCAUCGUAACCUGUUCAACGAUCUGGUCAACACAACCCCGAAUCCGAUUGAUACGGCCAGUUCGAUCGCGAUUGCUGCCGCAGAAGCUGCCAGCAAGACGCGUGCCGCUGCCGUUAUCGUGAUCACCACCUCGGGCCGCUCGGCUCAUCUUAUUUCCAAAUAUCGGCCUCGCUGCCCUAUCAUUGCUGUGACGCGUUUUGCCCAAACUGCUCGCCAGUGCCAUCUGUACCGAGGUAUUCUGCCAGUGAUCUACGAACAAGCUGCAUUGGAUGACUGGCUGAAGGAUGUCGAUGUUCGUGUUCAGUACGGUGUAGAAUUCGGCAAGGAACGUGGCUUCCUGAAGCCUGGCAACCCAGUAGUCAUCGUAACCGGCUGGAAGCAGGGCUCCGGUUUCACUAACACCAUUCGCGUUGUGAAUGUCGAAUAAAUUUAAUCCACAUUCACACCGGAGCUGUAUCUUCGUCUACACCAACUAGAUUGUUGCAUCUAUUUAAAAAAAAAUGUACUCAGUCACUACACGGAACAUACCAGUUCUACAAAUAGGUACAAAUGCAUCCCUUCUGCAGGCACUAAUUUUGUGUUUUCGAAAAUCGUAGCCGCACAUAUUUUUUUCUAGGGUUGAUAUUUGUCCCGAAGAGUGUCCGUGUGUCAUCAAACCUUCACCCGAAAUAUUUUUGUUUUAUGAAAAAAAAAAUGUAUUGUUCCUUAUUGUUUUUGUUUUUUUUUUAUGAAUAUUGUAAACCUGCAUUGACUUCCGCUACGAGCAAAGUGAAGCAAGUGUAUUUCAAUUGGUAACCUAAGAUUAAUUUAUUUUAAAUUAUCGCUUCGGAGCAAACAAAAAUAUGAUACUAGCCUGAUACAUACAUUGGAUCUUACCUCAUUCACCAACGUCACUGAUGCAGUUAGUGGUUUAUGAUGCGAUUCGUCCUGAUUUUGCAUACAAACUGGACUAGAAGGAUCGCGACCGUGUAUUGAACAUGAUGUUAAUUGACAACUAAAAAAUAUAUUAUCAAUAUAGUUGA